Molecule: messenger RNA, 3601 nt
Organism: Rhipicephalus microplus (southern cattle tick)
Lineage: Eukaryota; Metazoa; Arthropoda; Arachnida; Ixodida; Ixodidae
Product: lysine-specific demethylase 3-like
Biological process (GO): regulation of transcription by RNA polymerase II
Cellular component (GO): histone deacetylase complex; chromatin
Molecular function (GO): chromatin DNA binding; transcription coregulator activity; histone H3K9 demethylase activity
Source: RefSeq, a predicted model, not a curated record
ACCACGCCGAGAGGAGCCGGGUGCCGCUUCGCUGUUUAAGCCGGAACAGUCUACCAGCCCGGUCUGGCCCAGUCAGCAUCAGUAGCGCAAGGUGCCUUUUGUUACCAUGCACGGACGUCCUAUCCGUCCAUCACGAUCGCCAUCCAUGCAUCGGUCGCCUGACAUUUCGAGCCCUCCUAGACUGACGCCGCCAUUGCCACAAUCAUUGAACUUUCAGCAAGGUGCCCUAUCUUUAGGCAAAUGCAAAGUUGCCCUUGAUCCUGAGCCAGCGAACUUGCUAUGCCUUGGAGAGAGUCCAUCGCCUUUUCACUGCUCAGUUCCGCCACCAGUGGUUACUUCAACAGCAUGUGGCAUGGAUGCAGAAGCUGCUUCUCUUUUGGGCUCAUUAGCUGUGACAAGGUCUGUGCAGCUAAGAGAAAGAACUUCUUUUUGUGAGCAAGAUACUUUUCGCCCGUUUGCUGCUGUAACACCACAUCAGCAACAAGUGAUACCUGCUUACUUACACACCAGUCCGCUGCCAGUCAGGACAACUAUCAAGCAUUCUAUAACAUGUGCAGAACAAAAGUGAGACCUCCCGUCGCCCCUUUUCUAGCAUCUGGAGAGUAUAGCAAGCCAGGAAAUGUCAUCGGUGGGUCAUCCAUUGUGCACGAGUACGAUUCUGACACACGAGUUACUCAAAGUUCGGCGCCUACUACUUGCAUCACAAUGAGCAACAGCAGCAUCCACACAAAACAGAAAAAGGUUUGGUUGCAACGGCACUCUGAAAUCAAUAAGCCUCGUGAUGGAGAGGCACACUUUGGACGGCAGCAGUGCUUCUGUUUCACCUUCCAAGCAGCAACAAGUACCGAUUGAGACGACCAUUAAUGCGCACGGCUCAGAAGCAGACGGCUUCAUAAAGGAGGAAAAACGAGCAGGGAGUCGCAAGACAAGGAGUACCAGAAAGCAACGAGUUAACAGGGACAAAUCUGGUAGCAAGUUGCCACGUGGGAACUGAGAGAAACAGUGAUGCAGCUCUUGAAGAAACAUCUAAAAAGGAAGAAAAACAAGAGAAUAUUUUUGGAAGAGAAAGCAAGAGGCCCAAGGGAAUUGAGCUCAAUACAACUGAUGAAUUGGCUACAAUGCCUCGGAAAGAGCAAGCACGAUCCGCAGAAAAGCGAACGAUUGACCAACUGAAGAAGUCUGGUGAGUCAUUUCUCCAGGAUGCAUCUUGUCAUGAAGUUGCUCCAAAGCUGCCUAAGUGUAGAGAGUGUAACAUGACACCAAGCCAGGAAAAAAAGGAAACUCCGAACAUUAUCUGCCGCUUCUACGCAUUCAGAAAGCUACGCUUUAACAAGAGUGGCACUGUGGUAAGUGAUGGCUUCUCGGUACUAAGUGAUGCUUCACAAGAAGAUUUAAAGCUGUGGCUGCCCACAUUAGGUCGUGCACCCAAAGACUUGGAUGUUAACACUGCAAAAACCAUAUUGUUCCACGUGCGCGACCAAUUUUUUGGUCUCGUAGAGCAAGAACAGGAAGCGCAGUCUCUACACAUAGGCCGAGAUAAGACCAUAUUGUGGAAGCGCGUUGUGCAAGGUGUGCGUGAACUGUGCGAUGUCUGUGAAACAACUAUCUUCAACAUUCACUGGAUUUGUGACAAGUGUGGCUUUGUAGUGUGUAUAGAUUGUUACAAGGCAAAGAAGUGUGGUACAGUGAAAGCUGAGGACAUGCUUCCGACGGACAAGGAUGAGUUUCUGUGGCUCUUGUGUGCCAAGCGACAGCCGCACAAACAGAAUAAAUUGAUGAUGACGCAGGUAAUAGUUGGCAGGGCUCUGUUGGAAGUCAAACAAGACCUAGACCGUAUACGCCAUUACUGGGACAUCCCGAGCUACCAUGGCUAUGACUUUCGCAACAGUGAUAGUUACAGGGAGUUCUGCUCCUAUAAUCAGCAGCGCAAGGAACUCAUGAAAGCCGUCAGCAAGUCUUUCGCCCCUGACAAGGAGUGCAUUGCAGCCGAUAGGCAACCUGUGAAUGGCGGCGCCACUGCGUCUUCUGAUAGAGUUGGUUGCACGUACAUGUCAGAGAGUGAAAAUUCUCCCCUGUCAUUGUUGGCAAAUGUGGCACUGACCUGCUCUAAAACUAAGUACAAAAGUGAUCAGCAGCAGCCAUAUAAAGGUGGUAAUGACGAGAAGGGUGAUGACAUUUCCAAACUAUGUGAACUGCUCGCCCGCCCUACUGGUUGCAUUGCUAAGAAGAGACCGGUGGAUGAAGUAGUGACAAUGGCAGUGGAGCAAAUGAUGGGCAAGAAAGAUGAACAGCAGCUGGCACGUUUCUGUCGACGCUUCCCCAGCCCACAAAAAGGCCGUGAAGUCUUGCCUGUGCGUGUCUGCAGCUUAGCUGAGACCUCAUUGCUCUACCCCAAGGUUCCCCAUUCAUGGCUCUGCAAUGGGACUUUGCUUGUACUCCACGAACCACGCAACAAGCACAACUUGUCAAUAUUCCAGGAGCAAUGGAAUCGAGGCCAGCCUGUGCUGGUCGCUGGUGUUUGCAAGAACAUGAAUAUGCCACUGUGGCACCCUGACUGUUUCUGCGAAGACUUUGGUCAAAAACGAAAUGACCUAGUGAAUUGCCGAAAUGGCUGUAUCCUUCCAAACCAGCCAAUGUGGAACUUUUGGGAAGGUUUUGAGAACUUUACCAGGCGCAUGAAAGAUGAAGAUGGACAAUAUAUGCUACUGAAACUGAAGGAUUGGCCACCUGGUGAUGACUUCAGUGACAUGCUGCCCAGCAGGUUCAAUGAUCUUAUGAAUGCCCUGCCACUGCCAGAGUACACUCACCGGGAUGGAGUUUUCAACUUGGCUGGGCGGCUGCCGGAGUGUUUUGUCAGGCCGGACCUUGGGCCAAAGAUGUACAGUGCCUAUGGCUCUGCACUUUACCCAAGUAAAGGCACCACUAACCUACAUCUGGAUGUCAGUGAUGCUGUUAACGUUAUGGUUUAUGUUGGAAUUCCCAAGGAUGGGAAGGAUGAAGAACACAUCAAUGCUGCACUGAAGGCAAUUGAUGAAGGAGGAUGUGAUGUGCUAACACAAAAAAGGGUGAGACAAAAAAAUGCCAAACCAGGGGCUCUUUGGCACAUCUACAAUGCCUGUGAUGCUGACAAGAUCAGAGAUCUACUCAAUAAGGUGGCACUGGAGCGUGGUGAGAAGCUGGAGCCCCAUAAUGAUCCCAUCCAUGACCAGAGCUGGUACCUAGAUCACGAGCUCCGUGAACGCCUUUUCCUCGAAUAUGACGUGGAGGGCUACGCUAUUGCCCAGUGUCUUGGAGAUGCAGUUUUUAUACCAGCAGGGGCCCCACACCAGGUGCAAAACUUGCACAGCUGUAUAAAAGUGGCGGAAGACUUCGUAUCCCCCGAAAACAUUGCUCACUGCUUCAGGUUGACCAACGAAUUCCGGCGGUUGUCUGAUACCCACACAAACCACGAGGACAAGCUACAGAUUAAAAAUGUGAUCUACCAUGCAGUGAAGGAUGCUCUAGUCAUUCUACAGGCUAAUUCUGCUUCAAACCCCAACAAGAAAUAAAUGUUUGUGCCAUAGGCAGAGCAAAUAAAGAAUUAUGUUAUUGCCUCUCUAAA